GUCGAACCUCAUCGUGAAAAUAAAAUCCAAUUUCUCGGUUGAAUUUCCGCAUUUUCUCGCAACGUUGGUGUCACCAAACGUUGCCGUUUACUUCAACGUGCAAGUAAAGCAUGCAAGGCGCUGCAGUGCGUGGACAUUUUGCCCGGAAAGUAAGUGCAAAGUAACGCCAAAACGCAGACGUAAAACCGGCGAAGCAGCACAAGAGCAGCGGGUUUUUGUAUCGCUGGUAGUGAUAUAGUAGUGGUAGAGAGGGCUGCUAUCUUCCUGCCUGUCCGUGGUGGUGUCGUCGCCGUCGUCCCGUGUAAAAGAGCUUACACAGUCGCGUUGACUGAAGGAGAGAAAGAUGGCCGAUGGCGUUGAAAUCGAUCUGUAUGCCGAUGAUUUGGAUCAGGAUUACGCACAGAAUAAUGACGACUUCGGCGGCGAUAGUGGCGACCUGUACGACGAUGUAAUCGUACCUUCCGGAGACCGCAACAAUGCGGGCAGAGGGCCGUCGAUUGAUCGAGGCGAUGGAGUCGAUACGAAUGGAUCGUAUCAUCAUCAUCCCGGCGCUUGGUCAAUCAGCCACAUUCCACGGCGCCAUCAGCUGUAUGUGGGUAACCUGCCCUGGUGGACGACGGACCAGGAUAUAACGGAUUCGGUGGCGGACGUUGGCGUAAAUGACUUCCAGGAGGUGAAGUUUUUCGAAAACCGUGCCAACGGCCAGUCGAAGGGAUUUUGCGUCAUUUCGCUCGGGUCGGAGAACAGUUUGCGCUUGGUGAUGGAUCGAUUGCCGAAGAAGGAAUUGCACGGCCAAAAUCCGGUCGUAACGAUGCCUACGAAGCAAGCACUGAAUCAGUUUGAGAGUCAACAGAAGACCCGACCAACGCCACCGGCACCGGGACAAAGUAAUGGACCACGGCCGCCAGUACCGGGCAUGCCGAUGGGUGGUCCGGGCGGGCCGGGUGGCCCCGGAGGUGGCCAUGGUGGACCGGGCAUGGGAGGUCCCGGUGGUCCACCGGGCGGACCAGGAGGUCCAGGCGGUAUGGGAGGCCCAGGCGGACCGCAGCCACGUAUGAUGAACCCGAACAUGCCACCAGGAAUGCGUCCACCGCAUCCGCACAUGUCCGGUCCGAUGCACAUGCAGGGACCGCAUGGCGGCCCGGGAGGUCCACCAAGACCGCAGGGACCACCAAUGCAUCAAGGGAAUGGACCACCGCAGCAACCGCCUCGAUUCCAGAAUCAAAACCAAUGGAAUGGUCCACCACGUAUGAACGGUCCACGACCAGGCGGCCCGGGGGGUCCAGGCCCAAUGCAGCACAGGCCGCAAAUGUUCCAGGGACCACCGAAUGGUAUGCCGCGCGGCCCACGCCCCGAAUGGAACAGACCACCGAUGCACGGCGGCUAUCCUCCGGGACAUCCUGGUGGGCCUGGACAGGGGCCGCCACACAUGCAGGGUGGUCCACAUGGGCCCCGCGCACCCCUUCACGGGUCGAUGGGAGGACCACCGGGUCCGCAAGGUCCUGCCCCGCACGUGAACCCUGCGUUCUUUAAUCAAGGCGGAGGUCCACCGAACCAUCCAAACGGUGGGGGCCCCGUAGGACCGCCCCAUGGACCACAGGGACAAGGGGGAGGACCUCCUCAACACUUUAACCCACAAGGUGGAGGAGCUCCUCGGGGUGGUCCGUGGCCAGUACAGGGUGGUAAGCCACCGGGUGCACCCGGCGGUUUCCCGGAGCACACCAUUACACCGCAGCUGAGCGAAGCGGAAUUUGAAGAGAUUAUGACGAGAAAUCGCACCGUUAGCAGUUCCGCCAUUGCCAGAGCCGUAUCGGAUGCCGCUGCAGGCGAAUAUUCGAGCGCAACGGAAACCCUUGAGACCGCUAUCUCGCUCAUCAAGCAGUCGAAGGUCGCCCAAGACGAACGGUGCAAAAUAUUGAUCGUUUCGCUGCAGGACACUCUGCACGGUAUCGAAACGAAGAGUUACACCCGUAGGGAACGGUCCCGUUCGCGCGAACGUUCGCACAGACGCCAGCGUCGGGAGCGUUCUACGUCACGCUACCGGGAACGAUCGCGCGAUCGCGAACGGGACCGUGAACGCGAUCGGGAUCGUGAUCGCGAACGUGAUGGCUCUCGUCGAUCCCGCCCAAGAAAAUCUCCGGAACCGACCACCGAUAAUGCAACGGACAGCUCUUCCAAGCGCUACUACAAUGACGAUCGCUAUCGUUCGUCCGACCGUGAGCGGGAACGCGAUCGCGAUCGUGAGCGCCGCGAAGAUCACCGAUCCCGGCAUUAGUAGCACUAAUUAAUGAUUACUUCCCCCAUCCUCCCAUCCUUUACAUUAUUUCUUCGGUUGCGCUAAUACGAAAAGGAAAUUAUCUCAUGUUUCACGCGCAAGCCUUGCAACUUUACACCACCCGAACGAACAUCAAGUGGAAAUAUUGAAACCGGAGUUUUGUCCAUGUCGACAAUUGGUGUUUGGCUGUUUGGGACACAAAGAAUGUAUCAUUUCUCGCUAAACUGUUUACAUCAUGUUCAUGGCUAACAUGUCACUUCACUAGCGGCGAGUUAAAUAUUUCACUGAUUUUUUUUUUUAUUAAAUUGAAUUAUUUUGUACCAUUUUUGUUGGUGUAGUGCAAAAACUAAUGUCAUCCUAAAAAUGGUAGCAACCGAUAAAAAGUUGAACGAGAGCAUCUCACCUACGGUUGAACUGAAUUGGCUCCCAGGUUUCCUCCUAAACAAGAAUCUAGCUUACCGCUAGGGGAUAAACCGAGGGAGGAAAAGAAGCACCCCGGGCCAGUGAGGUGAGCAAGCGAGCAAACUUUUAAUUCCACAUAAAUUAUGACUAUUCUAUACAAAAAAAAAAAAGAAAAACAAACCCGGAAAGCACAUGGGAAAAUAUGCAACCAUUACUGCUGCGUAGGAAAAUUAAGCGGAAAAGAAGUAGCAAAAUGGUUCAGCGAAAUUCAUUCAUUUUGAAUGCUGACAAAGAUUUGUAGCAGCGUGGAUUAAUCCAACUAUAAUACACACCUGUCCCCCAAAACAAAAACACAACACAGAACCUAUUCCGUCUGUACCCUCUCCUAGUAGUGUGCGAGUGAAUGUUUCAUACCGUAAAGGAUGUGCUUUUCAUCUUCACGUCACCGAUAUCGCCGUGAACGAUCGUGAAUUUGUCCGUGUUAUCCUUCGAUUUCCG
This is a messenger RNA of Anopheles moucheti, 3175 nucleotides long. It is a transcript of the gene Cpsf6, whose product is annotated as cleavage and polyadenylation specificity factor subunit 6. Bases 344 to 2275 code for a protein of 643 amino acids. Gene Ontology annotation, molecular function: mRNA binding. Lineage: Eukaryota; Metazoa; Arthropoda; Insecta; Diptera; Culicidae. The record is from RefSeq and is a predicted model, not a curated record. Gene Ontology annotation, cellular component: mRNA cleavage and polyadenylation specificity factor complex. The transcript is spliced from 6 exons. Gene Ontology annotation, biological process: mRNA alternative polyadenylation.